This is a messenger RNA of Ficedula albicollis (Collared flycatcher), 708 nucleotides long. RefSeq lists its product as uncharacterized. Bases 58 to 630 code for a protein of 190 amino acids. Lineage: Eukaryota; Metazoa; Chordata; Aves; Passeriformes; Muscicapidae. The transcript has 4 exons. The record is from RefSeq and is a predicted model, not a curated record. Gene Ontology annotation, cellular component: acrosomal vesicle; sperm flagellum; ciliary base.
UUUCUAAAAUUGCUUCCUUUCUCUUCUUUUCACACCCAGAUCCAGAAAAAAGUCAGCAUGGAUGAGGUAGUGGAAACCCUGGGAAAAAUCGAGCAUGACUACAAGCUCUUCCAGCAGCAGCAGUUGACAUUUAUCAAAGCACUGAAACUCACCCGUGUGGAAGCCAAUGACGUGGUCAGACCUGUGUCAUCCAUUAACCAGGUGAGGUGCUACAGAGAUCACCACUGCUACAACUCCAGGGACAGGCACGUCCUCAACAUGUUCAUCUCCAUCUGCAACAACCUCCGCGACCUCUGCCAGAAGCUGGAAAAGGUGCAUCCUGGGGACAGAGAGUCCAACAGCCUCGUGGAGAAGUGCAAAGAGCUGCUGAAGGACAGCAACGACUUCACUGCCCUCCGAGCCACCUACCCCCACGGUGUUGUGAACUACCUGAGCUUGGCGGAAGCAACGGAUUGUUAUGCAGGAGUGGUGAGCCUCAUCCCCAUCGUUAUGGACACCAUGAGGGAGUGGAUCAGCUACACCAGCAAGAACCUGCUGCGUAACGACAGAGAAUGCUCGAAGUGCAGAUAUGAAGACCCACGUUUGAAAAAUAAAGCUCCCUGGAUGCCAGCAAGCAAACACCCCAAUUAAAGGAUGGAUCAAAGCUCCUGCAUCAUCUGAGCACCACCUUUAACCACCUGGCUGAUUAAACACAGUGAAAUGAACACU